AUGGGCAAUUAUGUUGAGCAGACCAGCACAGAUAUAGUUGGGACACCCUUAUAUACUGCACCUGAACUUGCCAAGGCAUUAAAAAAUAAACUCUUGAUGUUUAGAACAGGUAUUGAUAGUGAUAGUGAUACUGCUCAAUAUUUUUCUACAUUUAAAUCAACUAGAAAUGAUAUUGAUGAGAUUGAAACUGUUGUGGAUUUUAUUCUUAAAUUGUGUCAGGUAGAUAAAGAUCAAAGGAUGACUGCUGAUCAAGCCUUGCAACAUACAAUACUUAAUUAA
Molecule: messenger RNA, 279 nt
Organism: Entrophospora candida
Lineage: Eukaryota; Fungi; Glomeromycota; Glomeromycetes; Entrophosporales; Entrophosporaceae
Source: the annotation of a GenBank genome assembly